GCAGGCUUCAUAGAUGGAGCUACUCCUACAAGAGCUUAGUUCAGCUUCCAAGCUCUUAACUGACUUUAGGGAGAUGUACGAAUAUGAGAACCGUUUAAAAACCUUCACCAAGUGGCCCUUCCAGGAGAACUGCAAGUGCACUCCAGGGAAUAUGGCAAAGGCUGGCUUCAUCCACUGUCCAAGUGCAAAUGAACCAGAUGUGGCAAAAUGUUUCUUUUGCUUGUUAGAACUGGAGGGCUGGGAACCAAAUGAUGACCCAUGGGAGAAACAUGCCAAACAUAGCACCUGUGACUUUUUAUCCCUUCCCAAGCACUUUGAUGAGCUGACAAUGGAGGAGUACUACAUGCUGGAGAUGACACGGCUCAGAACCUUCAUUUGCAAGGUCGGCAGGCGCACAAUAAACGCUUUUCAAGAAGAAGUCGCGGCAACAAGGCAGCGGUUCGUGGAUUACUUUGGCUGCAGACCCCAGCUCCCAGCACUGCUGCCUCUCAGGGAUGAGCCAGCAGCCCAGCAGCCAGGAGACUCAACUGCCAGGCAAAACGAGCCCAGGAGCCCAAGUGAAGUCUGAUUCUAAAAG
Corvus hawaiiensis (hawaiian crow) is the source of this 577-nucleotide messenger RNA. Its product is annotated as baculoviral IAP repeat-containing protein 5.1-like. The transcript is spliced from 4 exons. The coding region runs from base 14 to 568 and encodes 184 amino acids. Lineage: Eukaryota; Metazoa; Chordata; Aves; Passeriformes; Corvidae. The record is from RefSeq and is a predicted model, not a curated record.